GCAUGCGCAGAGCGAUCUGACAACAAGCUAUCGGAUGUGAGCCUGGCUGUGAUGAUAUGGGCACUGUGCAUGUUUUUAAAUUCAUCGGAUAGCUAAGAGUCAAAUUAUCAAAGCCUCACAUUCAUUUUAUUGCCCGUAUCCACAUAUUGACAUAUAUCUGGUGCAUUCUCAUUAUGCCGAGUAAUAAGCUCGAGAAAUCUGAAAAGCAGGAGGCCAGCGAUAACGUCAAGGUGGUGGUGAGAUGUCGCCCCCUCAACCAGAAGGAGAAGAUGAUGGGUCACAAGCAGGCCGUCGUGGUGGACGAGAUCCGCGGGACCAUCACCGUCAACAAGCUGGAGACCCCCCAGGAGCCUCCCAAGACCUUCACGUUUGACACCGUGUUCGGGCCAGAUAGCAAACAGCUGGAUGUGUACAACCUCACAGCCCGCCCCAUCAUUGACUCAGUCUUAGAGGGUUACAAUGGUACGAUCUUUGCGUAUGGGCAAACUGGCACAGGAAAAACAUUCACCAUGGAGGGCGUGAGAGCUGUGCCAGAACUCAGAGGCAUUAUACCAAACUCCUUUGCUCAUAUAUUUGGUCACAUUGCCAAAGCAGAGGGUGACACCAGGUUCUUGGUUCGUGUUUCAUACCUGGAGAUUUACAAUGAGGAGGUGCGAGACUUGUUGGGAAAGGACCAGCUGCAAAGGCUGGAGGUGAAAGAAAGACCUGAUGUUGGCGUUUAUAUUAAGGAUCUCUCUGGUUAUGUUGUGAACAAUGCUGAUGACAUGGACAGGAUUAUGACACUGGGCCACAAAAACCGUUCUGUUGGUGCCACGAACAUGAAUGAACAUAGUUCCCGGUCUCAUGCCAUCUUCACUAUCACCAUCGAGUGCAGUGAGAAGGGUGUGGAUGGAAACCAACAUGUGCGCAUGGGAAAACUUCAUUUGGUUGAUCUAGCAGGUUCAGAAAGACAGGGUAAGACUGGAGCCACAGGUCAGCGUCUAAAGGAAGCGACGAAGAUCAAUCUCUCUCUUUCCACACUGGGAAAUGUCAUCUCUGCCCUGGUGGAUGGAAAGAGCACACAUGUACCCUACAGAAACUCCAAACUAACCCGGCUGCUGCAAGAUUCUCUUGGAGGAAACUCUAAGACAAUGAUGUGUGCAAAUAUUGGCCCUGCAGACUAUAACUAUGAUGAGACCAUCAGUACUCUGCGCUACGCUAAUAGGGCUAAAAACAUCAAGAACAAAGCCAGGAUCAAUGAGGAUCCUAAGGAUGCCUUGCUGCGCCAGUUUCAGAAGGAGAUAGAGGAGCUGAAGAAGAAACUGGAGGAAGGGGAAGAGAUUUCUGGCUCCGAAGGCAGUGGAUCAGAAGAGAUGGAUGAAGGGGACGAUGAAGGCGGGGAGGCAGGAGAGGGCAGACGGAAACGAAGAGGGAGGAAGAAGAUUUCCCCUGACAAGAUGGUGGAAAUGCAGGCAAAGAUCGAAGAGGAAAGAAAGGCUCUGGAAGCCAAACUGGACAUGGAGGAGGAGGAGAGGAACAAGGCCAGAGCAGAGCUGGAGAAAAGGGAAAAGGACCUGCUUAAAGCUCAGCAAGAGCAUCACCUUCUCCUGGAGAAGCUGUCGGCCUUGGAGAAGAAGGUCAUUGUGGGUGGUGUUGACCUUCUGGCCAAGGCUGAAGAGCAGGAGAAGCUCCUGCAAGAGUCCAACAAUGAACUUGAAGAACGUCGCAGGAGGGCAGAGCAGCUUCGGAAGGAACUGGAAGAGAAAGAGCAAGAACGUCUAGACAUAGAAGAGAAAUACACUAGUCUGCAGGAGGAGGCUCAGGGAAAAACCAAGAAACUGAAGAAAGUAUGGACCAUGCUAAUGGCUGCCAAAUCAGAAAUGGCAGAUCUUCAGCAAGAACAUCACAGAGAAAUUGAGGGCCUCCUGGAGAACAUUCGCCAGCUGAGCCGGGAACUCCGGCUGCAGAUGCUAAUAAUAGACAAUUUUAUUCCCCAGGAAUACCAGGAGAUGAUUGAGAAUUACGUGCACUGGAAUGAAGAUAUUGGAGAAUGGCAGCUGAAAUGUGUGGCGUACACUGGCAACAAUAUGAGAAAACAGACUCCUGCACCAGACAAAAAAGAAAAAGAUCCAUUUGAAGUGGACCUGUCCCAUGUGUAUUUGGCCUACACAGAAGAGAGCAUGAGGCAGUCUUUGAUGAAACUAGAGAGACCCAGAACCUCUAAAAGUAGUAAGAGUGGCAGAGCAAAGACUGGACGAAGGAAAAGAUCUGCAAAGCCGGAUGCUGUGAUCGAAUCCCUUCUGCAGUAAAGACGAUGUAGAGGAGAGCUACUUUUACACUGCAACUUUCAUUUUACUGUAGUAAAAGAAGUCAUUAGUCAAGUCUAAAGAAGUCAUUGUUGAACAUUAUGUACAAGGUUACACUGUACAGGACAAGGAUUUAAUGUGAAGGAGCUGCAAACUGGGAUCACUUGGCCUGAGGACCUGAUGUUUUUAUUAUAUUGGAACACUUCUUAGAGGAAAACAUUUGACCAACAGCAGCUAAACUCUUCCAUAAGCACUACUAUCUUUACAUAGGAGUUCUUCCCUAAAUGCAGUUCACUUGAAAUAUUCAAAUGAUUAGUAGUUUUGAAAAUGACAAAAACUAACGAUUCAAUAGGAUUUUCAGCUGAACUUUUAAACUGCUUUCUGAUUAAAGCUUCUUGCUUCUUUUUCCCUGAGCAUCUACUGUGAGAGACUGAUGUUUAAUAUCUUAUGCUGACAUAAACACAAUCGAAAUAGUAUCGAAAUUAAAGCAAAUUCUUCUUCUGUCAGAACAAACCGACUUGUGUUUGUUCCACUGAACACAAGGACUCGUCACUAUAAACAACAUACAUGAACACUAAUGUAAGUGCGCUUUAUAUUUUUCAUAAUAUUUCAGAAACAUAGGGGUGUGCAUGCCAACCAGCUGUUAGAUGUUACUGCUGUUUGCUAAUCUAAGCAAACCAGCAUUUUAUUUUUCAAUGUAAGGACACUGUUAAUAUUAAGCUGUAUAAUUCAUAUGUAUACCUAGAAUUUGUUAUUGAGUUUUUGUGGCAAUAAUUUAAUGUCAUGAUGUUGUGUAGUAACGUUUUCAUUUGUAUCCUAAAGUUUGUCAAAUGUUUACGUCCACCCAACUUUUGGAUAUUUUAUUUAUUAAAUUAUUUUAUGCAUUCUU
Messenger RNA from Betta splendens (Siamese fighting fish), 3174 nucleotides. RefSeq names its product kinesin family member 3A (gene kif3a). Bases 174 to 2288 code for a protein of 704 amino acids. The record is from RefSeq and is a predicted model, not a curated record. Gene Ontology annotation, biological process: microtubule-based movement. The transcript has 17 exons. Lineage: Eukaryota; Metazoa; Chordata; Actinopteri; Anabantiformes; Osphronemidae. Gene Ontology annotation, molecular function: microtubule binding; microtubule motor activity; ATP binding.